AAGCUCCCCAAUCCCCAAUGCCUUCAUUGAGAUUCGAUAGUGACUUGUCCCUCUUUUGCUUAGUCCAGUUUUGUAUUAUUUCAAAAUGCAGAACAACUGUCGUUGUGAACUUGGCUCAAGAGGCUGAGCUUCUACUCUUUCAAUGGCGUCUCUCACUCCCGGCGUGCUUUCCAAGCUUCUCAACAAUGCAGCCAACAAGGACGUCAAAGUCACCGGAGACCACCGCUCUGCCCUUCUUCAGGUCAUCGAGAUCUUACCAUCACUCGCCGGAGCCGACGACGGCGAUCCAUGGCGGAGCAGAGGUUUUUUCCUCAAAGUUUCGGAUUCGGUUCAUUCCGCUUACGCCUCCAUCUCUGAUCAGGACUUGGAUUUAAUAUACAACGACGAGAUUCAGCUGGGUCAGUUCGUUUACGUAACUCGUCUAGACGCGGCUUCUCCGGUUCCGAUACUUCGCGGGUUGAAGCCCAUUCCUAAGAGGAAACCCUCUCCUUGUGUAGGACAACCCAUUGAUUUGGUUCCUAGCGAUUUGCUUCCUCUCCGUGAAGCUGGAGCUUAUUUUGGGUUUUCAAAGAUCAAAAGUAAAAUACCAAAAAAUGAUAAGAAUGUGGAUAAGGGUUCGGUGAUAAGUGAGUCAAAAACGGCCAUUGUUAAGGCCAAGGCUAGGAACUCGGUUUCGAAAAGUAGUUCGUUAGUGAAGAGUAGUCCUGGGAAUAGAAUGCCGUUUGAGGGUUUGGAGUUGAGGAGAUUGAGUUUGGAUUCGGCUAGUAGAAGAUCUUGGGAUCAGAAGUCGGCAUGCAAGAACGACACUGCUCAAAGAACUGUUCCACGUUCCAAGUCCAAACAAGUUUCGGCUUUGGUCAUUUCUGAUAAAGAAACUUCUCCUAAGAAUAUUUCAACUCUAAAGAGCCAAAAUCUUAUCACCUCUCCCUUGAAAAAUGAGAAUAGUACCCUUUCUCCAUCAUUGAUGAAAAAACCUUCGAAAAAAGAACUGAAUUCAUCAUCUGAGUGCAUUACUCCAAUCCGUCUUGUUAAGGUGCCCUUUACUUGCAAGAUUGGGUCUGGACAGAAAAUCUCAUGGGAUAUGCUGCCACACACAAUUACUGAACUUGGAAAGCAAGCUGUUCAGCAUAGGAAUGGUGCAUAUUUAGCUGCUAUACGCAGCCUUGAAGAAGCAUCAGCAGCAAAUGGUGUCAUUCGUUGCAUGGGGGUUUUUGCAGAACUCUGUGAGUCUUCUAAUAAAUCAUCGGCAGGAUCAUUGGUCCAGAAAUUUUUGGACCUUAAUCAGAGAAUGCAGUGUUCAGCAAAUGGUGUUGAUUUCUUAGUCAAUUCAAGGCUUUCUGGAGCUGAUCCAAGCAUUUAUUGUUCUGCUAGUAAGAAUGCCACAUUAUGGGUUAAAGCUGCUGUAGGAACUAAUCUGUCCACAUUCGAUCUGUUCAGAAAGCAGGAGAAGGAUGAAAUUCUAAAUGGUGAGAAGUGUCAUCAUGUUGUCCUAGAGAAUGCUCAAGAACUGAAUUUUGAGAUUUGUUCACCUACAAGCAAACUAAGUCGAAAUCAUACAACGCUUUUAUCAGAUUUAACUGCUAAGGGGUCUCAGUCUGCCUCAGGGUGGUUGCCGUCAGCCACAAGGAAAUCGAUUACUGAAAGGGAGGAUUUGUGUAAAGGGGAGAGAAAAUUAAAUGAGGCAGCUAGUUUAGCUCAAAAAAUUCUAUUUGCUUCUCAAGAAUGGUUCUUGAAGUACUUGGAGGAUUCAUUAAACAUUGGAUUUGGGUUGAAAAGAGAGGAAGGUGGUCCUGAAGUUGCAUCACUUCUGGGACAGCUCAAAAGGGUCAACCACUGGUUGGGCGACCUAGUUACAAAAGGAAUUUGGGAAGACGAGAGGAUUGAAGGAUUGAGGAAGAAGCUAUAUGGGUUUUUGUUGGAGCAUGUUGACUCUGCUGUUGCUAACAACCAGUAAGUAAGUUGAUCUAUAACAGAACACUAACAUGAAACAUAGGUUUUAAUUUAAUUCUCUUGUGCUGACAUUAGGCUUAGUCAAGAUUCAAGAAUCUAACGGCAAAGUAUUAUCAAGCGUUGCUUUGUGUCUACAUCUUCCCUAUUUUUAUUACUUAUCCUAACUUCUAGAAAUUGAUGAGAGCUAGCAGCACCUUGACAACUUGAGAUGACACUUUCCUACCAUUUGUUAAUCAAUUGUAUAGUUGAACUUUGGCACUAAGGUGUAAUGGUGUUUGUAAUGUUAGCUUUCAUUAUUGACCUUCCAUUUU
Molecule: messenger RNA, 2261 nt
Organism: Humulus lupulus (European hop)
Lineage: Eukaryota; Viridiplantae; Streptophyta; Magnoliopsida; Rosales; Cannabaceae
Exons: 4
Coding region: 143-1954 (603 amino acids)
Source: RefSeq, a predicted model, not a curated record